AUGAGUGAUGGUAGUAAAGAUAAAGACGACAUUCCAAACACACCACCUAAAAAGAAAAUUAGGUUACGAAACUGCCAAUUCAAUAAAGAUUGGCUCAACGACCCCAACUUCAAAAAGUGGUUGGCAAGUGAUAACAAUAGUAACAUGGCGAAAUGUACCCUGUGUAAAAUAACGUUUAGCGUAAAGUAUGACGGAAUUAAAGCCGUAAAGUCCCAUGGUGCUACAACAAAACAUUUAAAUUUAGAAAAAAGCAGUAUGAUGGGCAGUAUUACAAAAUUUUUUGCCUCUAAAGAAUUAAAAGAUUCGGAUUCCGUAGCUAUAGCCGAAUUAUCGAAAACUUAUCAUACUGUUAAACAUGGCCUUAGUUAUCUAUCAUCUGAUUGUGGUAACAAACUUGACGGACAUAUUUACCGAGAUUCAGCAAUAGCUACUAAAAUACAUUUAGGGCGAACAAAACUGGAAGCAAUUACGCGCAAUGUUUUAGCGCCUUAUUCGUUGGAAGUUAUAAUUCGGAAGUUAAAAGAAGAAAAUCUUCCAUUUUCAAUAGCUACGGACGCUUCCAACAAAGGCAGUAGGAAAUUUUUUCCUUUGGUGAUACGUUUUUUUGACCCCAACGAAGGCGUUCGAGACUGCUUACUUGAUUUUUAUGAAGAAGCAGACGAAACUUCUGAAUCACUAAAAAAUACAAUAUUAAAUGCACUGCAAAAACUGCAACUUGAUAUUGCUAAUGUAACCGCAUUUGGAGCAGAUAAUGCGUCCGUGAAUUACGGAAAACAUUGUUCAGUAUACCAAAAACUUACAGAAAUUAAACCAAACAUUCUCAAAGCUAAUUGUAACUGUCACAUAGUUCACAAUGCAGCGAAACAUUGUCUUAAAUUAUUGAGUUUCGAUGUGGAAUGUUUGGUAAUAAAGGUGUUUAAUACUUUUAGUUGUAGCGCAAAAAAUGUGGAAAAUCUCAAAGAGUGCUCCCAAUUUGUUCAAGAAGAAUACCAUCAAGUGUUGAGACAUAUACCAGUGCGAUGGUUAAGCCUUUAUGCGGCUGUCGACCAUUUAUUACUAAAUUGGAACGCUAUAAAAACUUAUUUUUUGCAACAAGGAAAUGAAAAUUGUGACCGUGUUAUAUGGAAAUUUAUAGGAGAUCAAGAAGAUCAACUCUCAGAACACCCAACUUUUGCUGAAUGUUAUAUUUAUUUUGUUCAUCAUAUUCUGUUCACAUUUCAAUCGACAAUUAAAAUGCUGGAAACAUCUAAUUUAGUUAUUACGGAUUUAUACGAUAUUAUGUCCGAUUUAAGAAGCAAGUUAAAAAGGCGCAGGGAAGAUUUAUUUUUUGGAUCAAAACCAACCAAGCACUAG
This is a messenger RNA of Onthophagus taurus, 1353 nucleotides long. The record is from RefSeq and is a predicted model, not a curated record. NCBI's taxonomy places the organism in Eukaryota, Metazoa, Arthropoda, Insecta, Coleoptera, Scarabaeidae.